ACCAGCACCUCAGGCUGUAUCACCAACACCUCCGUCAGCACCUCCACCUACAACUGUACCUCGUCCUCCAUCCGCACCUCCAACUGCACCACCCCCUCCAUCUGCUCCACCUCCUUCUGCACCUUCUCCUUUAACUGCUCCUCCUCCUCCUCCUCCUCCUCCUCCAUCUGCUCCACCUCCAUCUGCACCUUCUUCUCGAACUGCUCCUCCUCCACCGUCAGCUCCUCCUCUGACUGCACCACCUCCUCCAUCUGCUCCUCCUCCUCCACCUGCACCUCCUCCUCCACCUGCUCCCCCUCUGUCUGCUCCUCCUCCCCUCUGUCUGCUCCUCCUCCCCCUCUGUCUGCUCCUCCUCCCCCUCUGUCUGCUCCCCCUCCCCCUCUGCCUGCUCCUCCUCCCCCUCUGUCUGCUCCUCCACCUCCAUCUGUUCCAGCACCACAGGCCAUUCCUUCACCCCAGACAGUGCCGCCACCACCUCCGCCUCCUCCUCCACCACCUCCACCUCCACCUCCAGUGUCUGGCCCACAGUCUCUGCCAGUACCACGAGCUUCACAGAUAUCACAGUCUGUGGCACUGCCACAGGUUGUGCCAGUAUCACAGAUUAUGCAGCUGGCACAUGUUGUACAUUUGCCACCACCACCACCACCACCUCCUCCCCCCCCACCCCCUGUGUCAAUGCCACAAGUCAUUCCAGUCUCACAGGCUGUGCAGAUGUCACAGGGUGUGCCAGUGUCCCAGGCUAUGCAGGUACCACGAGGGAUGCCUCUGCCACAUAUUAUGCGAAUGCCUCAAACUAUAUCGAUGCAGCAUGCUGUGUCAUUACCUCAUGCUCUUCCAGUACCACAGAAUAUGCCAAUGCCACAUGGGCUUCCAGUGCCACACUCUUUGCCUUUGCCGCAAGCAGUACCUGAAUCACCAGGCAUGUCAGUGGCUCUUGCAGUAUCGAUGCCACCGGGACCCCCAUUGUCAAUCAUGAGGCCUAUCAUAGCAACCAACACUUACCGGCAGGUACAACAGACGCUAGAUGCACAGGCAGCUGCUGCUUCUACUGUGUUAACGCCCAUUAUUCCUCCACCAGUGCCAUUUGUUGGUCCAGCGGUCCCUCCACCAAGACCAGCAGUUCUUAGACCAGCUUUUGUUCCACACGUUUUACAAAGACCAGGUGGCCCUCGUCCUCCUCCAAUGCGACCUCAGUUGCCACAACAAAUGAUGGUUCCACCUCCUCCACCUCCAAUGAUGAUGGCUCCUCCUAUACCAGGCUUACCAGGUCCACCAAUGCCUCCCAUAGGACCCAUUGGACCUGUGCCUCCUGUGGGUCCUCCAGUGACCCCAAUGAUGUCUCUUCCACGACCCAUCAUCCAACCUGCACCAAAGCUGACCACAUCGGUUAUCCAGGCUGCACCAACUGUGUACUCUGCACCACCUAUGAAGAAGAAUGAGGAAGACUCUGAGAUGCAAGCAACUUCAGAAGAGCUAACUGGUCUUGGAGAAGAUGAUUCUGUGAUUGGGCCUAGCAUGCCGGAAGUGGAGGGAGCACAUACUGAGGGUGCUGAAGGGGCCACAGAUGACAAAAAGAAGAGUAAACAGGAGAAAGCAAAACGCUGUAUCCGCACAGCAGCUGGAACAACAUGGGAAGACCCUAGUUUGCUUGAAUGGGAUUCUGAUGAUUUCCGUAUUUUCUGUGGUGACCUGGGAAAUGAGGUGAAUGACGACAUCUUGGCACGUGCUUUCAGCCGUUACCCUUCUUACUUAAAAGCAAAAGUGAUCCGGGACAAAAGGACGGGGAAGACAAAGGGUUAUGGGUUUGUCAGUUUCAAGGAUCCUAAUGAUUAUGUGAGAGCAAUGAGAGAAAUGAAUGGGAAGUAUGUGGGAAGCCGACCCAUCAAAUUACGAAAGAGUAUGUGGAAGGACCGAAAUAUGGAAAUUGUACGAAAGAAACAGAAGGAAAAGAAGAAACUGGGAUUGAGAUAACUGGGAGGAAGGGCGUGUGUGUGUGUGUGUGUGUGUGUGUGUGUGUGUGUGUGUGUGUGUGUGUGUGUGUGUGUGUGUG
Molecule: messenger RNA, 2050 nt
Organism: Protopterus annectens (West African lungfish)
Lineage: Eukaryota; Metazoa; Chordata; Ceratodontiformes; Protopteridae
Gene: RBM42
Product: RNA binding motif protein 42
Exons: 9
Coding region: 604-1971 (455 amino acids)
Molecular function (GO): mRNA binding
Source: RefSeq, a predicted model, not a curated record